Molecule: messenger RNA, 282 nt
Organism: Penicillium malachiteum
Lineage: Eukaryota; Fungi; Ascomycota; Eurotiomycetes; Eurotiales; Aspergillaceae
Exons: 1
Coding region: 1-282 (93 amino acids)
Source: RefSeq, a predicted model, not a curated record
AUGCAUCUCAACUUUGCUAUCCUGUCUCUUCCCUUCCUCCUUCCCACCGUCUCGGCCACUGUUUGCUCAGGCUAUGCCUAUGCCCAGUUCACCGAUGUCAGCAGCACCGGCUGGUCCUACACCGCGAGUGACGAUUGUACAGUCGUGGCUUCGACUUACUCUUCUGACUCGGUCACAGUUGAUGGCACCACCUACUCUUGUGUCAGCGUUGACACACCUGGAACUCGCGGUACUACAGACAACCAACUGAGCGGGAAAUCGCCUUCCCUCUGCUGCAACUAA